Phialemonium atrogriseum is the source of this 1845-nucleotide messenger RNA. RefSeq lists its product as uncharacterized. The record is from RefSeq and is a predicted model, not a curated record. NCBI's taxonomy places the organism in Eukaryota, Fungi, Ascomycota, Sordariomycetes, Cephalothecales, Cephalothecaceae. Bases 479 to 1810 code for a protein of 443 amino acids. The transcript has a single exon.
CCUCGAGGGAUUUCCUGAUGUUGAUCCGGACGUGCAGGAUUUUGGCACUGUGAUUCAUCGCAAGCCAACGCAGGAUUCAGCCCGGCGUCUCCCUUCAGAGUGGCUGCAAAGGGGUCCAGAUGGCCGGCCCACGAUCUAUGCCAGGUCUCAAGCUGUGUUUGGUCCUGAUUCUGGUGCUGGCCCAAUGCCAGAUAACAAGGCUUCGGGUUAUCUGACAGUGCCUGCGUCUGCCUAUGGUUCGAGACCUGCAUCUCCCGCUUCUUCUGCCAAGCACGAGACGAUCGGAAAGGGCAAACGGACCAAGAAAUUCAAGAAUGGUGGCGGCAGCAAUGCUUCCCUAUCUGCAGCAUCAUUCUCACACAUUGUCAAGUCGCCUGUCCUGGCUGGACCGUCGGAUGGCCGCCCUUCUCGUUCGCAGUUGGUUAACCCCAAAGCCUCAUAGGAAGAGGACAAGGGGAACAAGCCCGAAGCCGGCAAGAUGAAGCCUAAGAAGAAGAAGACCUGGAAGCAGAACCACGCAUACCAGGCAUCUCAGGACGGCACGCACCAAGGCAAGCAAAAUGAGACUCCCCAGGAGGAAGGCGAGAUGUCGCAUCUGUCUGCCAAGGCCAGGGGGAAGAUGCCCAAGCGCCCAGCCAUGGAACAACCAUCUGCUCCGACACAGAAGACGAGGUGGGCCGACAUGGUUGAGGAGGACGAUGCAUCAGAGGGAGAGGAAGACCACUUCACCCAGCGUCGUGGUGGAACCAUCCUCAUCUCCAAGCGUCGCAACAAUCAGCUGAUGAUCGACAUCCAUAGAGCCCAGGGCUAUGGCAGCGAGCGACUCCCCACCAUCUCUGAGCCGGCACAGGAGGUUAAUUCGAUGCCUGCAGCGGAUGAGCCGCCGGCACAGCAGCAUAGUGAACUAGUCCAGGAGGUGGAUGAGUCGCCGGCACUCGUUAGCCAGCACAAGCCCCACGGAUCCUACAGGAAUCUGCCAAGGGGAUUCGAUCCAUUCCCUCGGGCUCCCUCCCGGGGCCCGACCCCAGCAUCGGAACAGGCAUCGGCACAGUCUGCUGCACAGCCUGACACCCAGGGUCCAGGCCACCCAAAACCCACCAGCAUGACUUCGCAUGCCAUUCCCUCCCGGCCUUCCUCCCAGGACGACCCACCCUUGACGUCUGUUUCCCGUGUAACAAGCGCAUACUGGACCGCCAGGAGCGGCCCGUCCUCGCGAGAGAACUCGCCACCAAGCGCGGUGCCCGAUAUUCUGAGCACACAGCCUCAGCCCCAGUUCGUCUUGUCAGUCCAGCAACUCUGUGACCCAGACGGUGCCACAGCCCGGUCUGUCGCAGACCCCACCGCCACCAGCGACACGGAGAGUGGGAGCUGCUCGCGGUCUCCAUUGGCAGUUAACAGCACACUCAACCCGAAAGCAGCACCAUUCGUCGCCCCCGGCGGAAAUGCAGAGACCUCCUCGCAGGCGACCAGCGUGACUGUGACCGAGUCCUCCGGGCAGGACACUGCCAACAUUGCACCUUCCCAGCCCGGGGGCGAUCCUGGAGACGCCGCCGCCGGCCCAGUCAUUGUGAGGUCUCCACGCGCCACCAACCUGGCCGGGCAGGCUCCCACUCCGGUUUCCGAUCACGGACCUUCUCGUUCGGCGGUGCCUGACGUCCAAGCCCAUGGUCAGGGCGAGCCUGGAGGGAGCAACAGCCCCCCCAAGAAAAAGGGGAAGGGGAAGCCCAAGGGAAAAGGCAAGGAAAAGGUCCCUGUGGUGUCCAGGCCUCGCUCGGACACCGCGUUCAAGGUUCGGGACCCGGGGGUCUAGGACCUUGGGUUUCUGUAUGCAGGGUGGUCGUCACA